Molecule: messenger RNA, 960 nt
Organism: Penicillium egyptiacum
Lineage: Eukaryota; Fungi; Ascomycota; Eurotiomycetes; Eurotiales; Aspergillaceae
Source: the annotation of a GenBank genome assembly
AUGGAUUUGGCCAGCCGGAGCAGUUGCGGCAAAAUCCCUCCACCCACGAGAAGUGAACACGUCAGACCCGUGCUUCAAACAAUUGAACCCAGGCGUCAGCGUUUCCUGGGAGGUGGCCUUACAAUCUGUCUACUUCGAUUUCUUCCAAGCUGGACAGUUUACAAUAUCUUCUGGUCAGGCGGGCAAAUUCCUUUAUGGGACUGGGGCACAUUAGCGGAGCAUAGUAACCGCAGACUCGGCCCUAAGUCCCCUGCGGUGGUACUACCCGGCGGCCCACGACAGCGACUGGCUAUUGCCGCUGAAGAAAGCGAUAUAGAGGAUGUGGGCCUAUCGUCGCCUUCACCCGAACCUAUUUUGGCACCUGCUAGGAUGAGUAGCGCCCCAAUCUUUAGCCUUAACGUUGCCGGAACUGCUACGCUAUCGAUGAAAGAUCGCACUCCAGUAGGUAGACUACGUUAUCCUAUCACAGCCACACUCUCGUAUGAUACAGCUCCGGAUCCCUUUAACGGAGAGCCGGUUAUAUUUCAUACGUUCAAAUUCGAAGGUCUUGAUCGCCGCCAGGACGGAUUCAGGCUCUACUUUAGAGAAGAGGAUAAGGACGACUGGAGUCCACAUGAACUUGGAGCCCUGUUUACGCACCACCUGUACAGAUUUUCUACUACCACUCCGGUAAAUGUUGGCCGUGAUGACCGGAGUGACUUUGUGGCCCUGAUGCCUGGUGAGUCGUGGUCAUUUACGCGGGAGGUGAGUGAUUUCCGGCAAAAUGUAGCGCCCGGUGAUAAGUUCCGGUACGGGUUCAAGGGAGCUUCAAUUGACUGGUGGGAUUGGGGAAAUUUUCAUGAUCAUCAAGAUACUGUGGUGUGGGUUAAUGGCAGGGUCCUUAAUCCACAAGAUAAUGGAGGCCGGCCUAAACUUGUGGUUCCAGCUAGUAACUGGGUCGAGUUUACACUAGUUCCAUAA